CUCAUCCCUCCAUCCCGGCUCGGCUUCCUUCCGCCCCCUUCUUUCCCUCCUCUUCUCCAUCCCACGCGCUACACCCCUCCCAUGCUCUCCAUGGCCGCCACCGCGGACCACGACCACCACCGCCACCGCCUCGCCAACACCACCUCACCCCCGUCAGGCCCUCCCGCUCCCGCUCCCGCGCCGCUACCUCCCCAGCCGCACCCGCACCCGCACCGCAGGAGGCUCCACAGCUUCUCCUUCCCCACGCUAAGCUGGGGCACGCACCGCCUCCUCCGCUGCGCCAACAACCCCGCCUCCUCGCCCCCGCCCCCGCCCGCCGCCCCGGACACCCCGUCCCCGGACAAGGACAACGCCCGCCCUCCCGCCGCCGCCGCCUCGACCCAGCAGCGGCCCUGGAACCUCCGCACCCGCCGCUCCGCCACCGUCGCCCCGCGCGCCUUCGACGCGCCCGAUGCUGCCGCGGCGCCGGAGCCCGCGCGCCAUCCGGACACAACAACCAAGCGCGGCUUCUCCCUCGUCCUCUCCAAGGAGGAGAUCGCCGACGACUUCGCGCUCUUCCGCGGGACGCGCCCCCCGCGCCGCCCCAAGAAGCGCCCUCGCACCCUGCAGCGCCAGAUUGACUCGAUUUGCCCGGGAUUCUGCCUCGCGGACGUGACGCCGGAGACGUACAAGAUAGAGGAGAGGUAG
Lolium rigidum is the source of this 687-nucleotide messenger RNA. RefSeq names its product vegetative cell wall protein gp1-like. The transcript has 3 exons. Bases 82 to 687 code for a protein of 201 amino acids. The record is from RefSeq and is a predicted model, not a curated record. NCBI's taxonomy places the organism in Eukaryota, Viridiplantae, Streptophyta, Magnoliopsida, Poales, Poaceae.